AUGCCUUCGACUAAUGGCGUCCUCUCCCCGGCCGCCCAGCGCCGCAUCGACCACCACGAGGCCGACGUCGUGAUUGUAGGCGCAGGAAUUCUUGGCUGCGCACUUGCCGUCGCGCUAGGAAGACAAGGACGCAGCGUGAUAUUGUUGGAAAAGUCACUGGAGGAGCCCAAUCGCAUUGUUGGUGAACUUCUCCAGCCGGGAGGCUUGCAGGCGCUUGAGAAGCUAGGACUGGCGGAUUGUCUGGAGGGGAUUGAUGGGAUAGACGUGAAGGGAUACUGGAUAUCUUAUUUCGGACAACCCGUUCUCCUCGAGUACCCCAAGUCGAGUCCCUCGUCGCCAACCCCCCUGGGCCGCGCUUUCCACCACGGCCGAUUCGUGAACAAACUUCGGCAAGCCGCUUUGUCCUGUCCCAACGUCACCGUUGUCGAGACCAAGGUGACCGGCUUGGUCACCUCAUCACACACCAAUGAAGUUCUAGGAGUCGAGUCCGUCACCAAGGACCUGAAGGACUGCUACUUCGCUCAGCUUACCGUCGCCGCCGAUGGCUAUGCCUCUGAUUUCCGCAAAAAACACCACCAAUACACACCUAAGCGUCGGUCAAAGUUCUACGGGCUGGAGCUCAUCGAUGCCGAUCUUCCCUGUCCUAAUACGGGCCACGUCCUCCUUAGCGAUAACCCUCCAAUCCUCAUGUACCAGAUCGGAACCCAUGAAACCCGAAUCCUAGUCGAUGUUCCGGACAAUCUUCCUGCGGCUUCUGUGAAGAACGGCGGAGUCAAGGGCUAUUUCCGGAAGAACAUCUUGCCCAAGCUUCCGGAGGGCUGUCAGGCUUCAUUUUUGGAUGCUUUGGAGAACGGUCAGCUUCGGUCAAUGCCGAACUCAUUUCUUCCUGCCUCAACCAAUAAGACACCCGGGUUCAUGAUUCUGGGUGAUGCGCUGAACAUGCGUCACCCCUUGACUGGUGGUGGUAUGACCGUGGCUCUCAAUGAUGUCUGUGUCAUCCGCGAGUUGCUCAGUCCGGAGUGCGUGCCUAGCUUCUCCGACACGGAACUCGUGCUGAAGCAGCUUUCAAUCUUCCACUGGAAGCGAAAGAACUCUUCCUCUGUCAUCAACAUUCUUGCGCAGGCUCUCUACUCUAUCUUCGCUGCAGAGGAUCGAAGCAUGCAAUCGCUUCAACGUGGCUGUUUCCGUUACUUCCUCGUCGGCCCCGUCAGUGGUCCCGUAGGUCUGCUGGCUGGUCUGAUUCAGCAACCUCUCGUCCUUGUCAGCCACUUCUUCUCUGUUGCCUUCCUCUCGAUCUGGAUUCUCUUCCGCGAGACUCCCCUGCUAGAGCUGAUCAUGUUCCCCUGGCAUGCCAUCAUGAUUCUCUACACGGCCUGUAUAGUUAUCAUGCCCUACAUCUGGACCGAGGUCUGGUACUAA
Molecule: messenger RNA, 1419 nt
Organism: Penicillium olsonii
Lineage: Eukaryota; Fungi; Ascomycota; Eurotiomycetes; Eurotiales; Aspergillaceae
Source: the annotation of a GenBank genome assembly